AGCCCGCGAUGCCCUGGGACCGCCGGGCGCGCCGGCCACGCUGCGGGGCAUGGUGAGCCCGGGACGGUCGCUCCCCGCGGGGACCCGGCGGGCGGCCUCGCUGCUCUGCCCCAGCCUCCUCCUUCUGCUGCUGCUGCUGCGGAGCACCGAGGCGCAGAAAGGUGACGGGUGUGGACACACUGUACUGGGCCCUGAGAGUGGGACCCUGGCCUCCAUAAACUACCCCCAGACCUCUCCCAACAGCACUGUGUGUGAGUGGGAAAUCCGUGUGAAGCCUGGGCAGCGAAUUCAGCUCAAGUUUGGUGAUUUUGAUAUUGAUGAUGCUGAUUCCUGUCAUUCCAGUUACCUGAGAGUUCAUAAUGGCAUUGGCCCCAACAGGACAGAAAUAGGAAAAUACUGUGGGUUUGGCUUUCAAAUGGAUGGUUUAAUUACUUCAAAAAGUAAUGAAGUCACAGUACAGUUCAUGAGUGGAAUUCACAGUUCUGGACGUGGAUUUCUUGCAGCUUAUUCAACCACUGACAAAUCAGACUUAAUUACCUGUUUAGACAAUGCAAGUCACUUUUCCGAACCAGAAUUCAAUAAGUAUUGUCCAGCUGGAUGUGUGAUUCCUUUUGCUGAUAUUUCAGGCACUGUUCCUCAUGGAUACAGAGAUUCAUCAUCACUUUGUAUGGCCGGUGUUCAUGCAGGUGUCAUGUCAAAUACUCUGGGUGGUCAAAUUAAUGUUGUAAUCAGCAAAGGCAUUCCGUACUAUGAAAGCUCCCUGGCUAACAAUGUCACCUCAAAAGUGGGACUCUUGUCUACGAGUCUCUUCACCUUUAAGACGAGUGGUUGCUAUGGGACACUGGGUAUGGAGUCUGGGGUGAUUCCUGAUUCCCACAUCACAUCAUCAUCGAUUCUUGAGUGGCCUAACCAAACAGGACAAGUAAACAUUUGGAAACCUGAAAAUGCCAGACUAAAAAGGCUUGGACCUUCUUGGGCUGCAUUUAUCAGUGAUGAACAUCAGUGGUUGCAGAUUGACUUGAAUAAAGAAAAGAAAAUAACAGGUAUUAUAACUACUGGAUCAACUUUAGCAGAGCACUACUAUUAUGUCUCAGCCUACAGAAUUUUAUACAGUGAUGAUGCACAGAAGUGGACAGUGUACAGAGAACCUGGCAUGGGUAAAGAUAAGAUAUUUCAAGGGAAUACUGAAUUGUACCAGGAAGUUCGCAAUAAUUUCAUUCCACCUAUUAUUGCACGUUUUUUUAGGAUUAACCCCUUAAAAUGGCACCAGAAAAUUGCAAUGAAAGUAGAAUUGCUAGGAUGUCAGUUUAGUAUAGGUCGUGCUCCUAAAAUCACCUUGCCAGCACCGCCUCAGAACAAGAAUGAUGAGAAGAAUGCUGACUUUGUGGAUGACUUCAUUCAUUCAGUGAAGACUUCACUGCAGACAGAUAAAACAACUUUCACACCUGAAGUAAAAAACACUACAGUGACUCCAAGUGUAACCAAAGAUGUGGCAUUGGCAGCAGUUCUGGUUCCGGUGCUGGUGAUGGUCUUCACUACUCUGAUUCUUAUCUUAGUUUGUGCGUGGCAUUGGAGAAACCGUAAGAAAACAACUGAGGACACAUAUGAUCUACCUUACUGGGAUCGUGCAGGAUGGUGGAAAGGGAUGAAGCAGUUUUUCCUGAUUAAAUCAGCAGAACAUGAAGAAACUCCUGUAUGCUACAGCAGCAGUGAAAUCAGUCACCUAAGACCAAGAGAAGUCCCAGCAAUGUUGCAAACCGAGUCUGCAGAAUAUGCUCAGCCUCUGGUAGGGGGAAUUGUGGGCACGCUUCACCAGAGAUCAACCUUCAAACCAGAGGAAGGAAAACAAACCAGUUACGCUGACUUGGACCCUUACAAUUCCCCCAUCCAAGAAGUUUACCACACCUAUGCCGAGCCACUGCCCGUAACCGGACCCGAGUAUGCGACUCCAAUAAUCAUGGACAUGUCCAGCCAUCCCAGCACAUCUCUUGGCGCUCCUUCCAUUUCCACCUUCAAAGCUGCAGGGAAUCAAGCUCCUCCACUGAUUGGAACGUGCAAUAAACUGUUAUCCAGGACAGACAGUGCAUCCUCAGCACAGGCAUUGUAUGAUAUACCAAAGGGGCAGCCGGGGCCAGGCAGUGCAGACCAACUCAUGUACCAGGUGCCACAGUGCAUGGCCCAUCCCACUGUGAGUAAGGAUGAACAAAAUUAGCUCAUGAGUAAGGUAGAAUGGUGGCUUGUUUCUAAAAGCCAGUUCCAUAAAGCUCACAGUUUCACUUUUUAAAUUCAAUUGUUUUGGUAUUGUUAGUCUUAAAUAAUACAACGUUGAACCAAAAGACGUGGUAUGGGAGGUCUGGGAAAACACUUAAUUCUGCUUUUCCUUAAGCUGCAUGUACAAUCAACAGCUUGUCUCCUGCAAAACCAUGGACUUUUUUAUUACUACUGUACAAUUGUUUGUCAGACAUGAGAGAACUCUUCAUGAUUAGCUCCAAUAAUUCAUAGAUGUGGGUGAUAAAUUAGGAAAAACAGUUUAAGUACAAAAGCCAGUUAUUUCUUCCUAAUGGUACUAUUUUUUUGGGGAAAAAGCCCCACCUCAAUACCCAAAGCUCUUAAUUGCUGUGCAAGCCCUACAGCUUCUAAAAUUCCUCUUUUCAUUGUAAAAUGUCUGCGCAACUUUGGACUUAACAAGCUGCUAUCAGGACUGAUGACAAAAAUCCCUUUAGCUUCGUGGCAUAAAAUAGUUUUGAUUUUGAAUUAUGUCAUUUCAGCUUUUGUUAACAGAAUUGGCAAUUUUCAGCUAGCUGCAUGUUCCUCAGAAGGUUCCUGCCUUUUUGGUUAGGUUAGUCUUCUAAAACUAGAAGCUGCUGUCUUGUAUAAUCUCUUUUCUGCCUCUUUGCCUUAAGCUACUAGGUCGUAUUUCUUCCUAGGGAUCCUAGGGAUAAAGCAAACUACCUGGGAACUGCUUUUUCAGUAUUCCCUAUGCUUAUGAGGGCCACUUGAAUAUCAUCUGUCUCCAAGUCAGACUUCCCUGCUGCUCAGUGCAAGAAGCAUUCAGGUCUUGAAGGUGACUUGAAUUGAGAAGGGCCCUGCCCUGCCCUCCCCCAGAGUGUCCAUUAUUCUGUGUUCAGGUGUGAGCUUAUACACAAAAAGAUCUGUACAUACUUUUUUGAGUGCUUAAGGAAGCACACAAAUGUUCUAAUGGUGCACAGUUUGUGUCAGACAUGCAUUUAGCACAUAUGGCAUGUUUUAGCACAGCUGCCAAAUUUAGCCUUAGGGCUUUUUUUACGACUGUUCUUAUUAGAAGCAUGAAAGAUUCCAAAACCUUUGCAAAUGAACGAGUACUAUUCCAAAGAGUGUCCAUUUCAAACUUACUCAUUGGAAUUUGUAUCCUUUGAAUGUUCCAGUGUUCUGUACUAUGAAAACAUUGCAGUCAGUCAUUUACUGGGGUAAUGUAGACUCAUUUUAGCUAGGUAAUCACAAAAUGAAAACAGUCUGAGUGGCAUAUUUGCCAUUUUUUAUCUUGUUAGAAAAAAAACAAAACAGCUUUCUUGCCUAAGCAGGAGAAAACCCCACUAUAAAAAUGCUGUAUUUUUAUUCUAACAGCACUAUUGGAAGGAUGCUGAAUCAACUCGAACAUGUGGAACCCCUCCCUACACACUAGCCCAGUUUUAUGGACUUCAGGGGUUACUGUUUGUUUGUGAUGCAAUUCAAAGCCUUGUUUACUGCCCAGGUCCUUAAAUGCUGUGGACAAUGUCUGAAUGGAAGCUGCGGUACUGUUCAUAGGGCUACCACCAUGUCUUAACACAGUACAGUAUCCUCACUCCUGAAAAUCUGUUUGCAGAGGGGUUGUAUAUAAACUCUGGAGUCAAAAAUCACUUGUGGCCUGUUCAGCAUCUCCAAUAUGAUAUUAUGUAGAAUCAUGGAAUGGUUGGGGUUGGAAGGGACCUUAAAAAUCAUCUGCUUCCAAUCCCCUACCAUGGGCAGGAACACCUUCCACUAGAUCAGAGCUCCAUUGAACCUGGCUUUGAGCACUUCCAGGGAUGGGGGUAUGCAUAAUUUCUUUGAGCAACCUGUUCCAGUGUCUCACCAUCUCACAGUAAAAAAUUUCUUUCAUCUAACCUAGACUUCCCCUCUUUCAAGUCUCCACUCAUUUCACCUUGUCCUGCCUCUGCAGUUCCUGACAAGGAGUCCCUCUCCAGCUUCCCUAUGGGUCCCUUCAGGUACUGGAAGGUUGUAAUGAGGUUUCCACACAAUCUCCUCUUCUCCAGGCUGAACAGCCCCAACCUUCCCAGCCUGUCUCCACAGGGAAGGUGUUCCUGUCCUCUUACCAACCUUGUGGCCUCCUCUGGACUUGCUCCAGCAGUUCCAUGUCCUUCUUAUAUUGGGGGCAUCAGAGCUGGAUGCAGCACUCCAAGUAGGGUCUCACCUGAGCAGAGGAGAAUCACUCACUCUUCUGGCCAUGCUCCUUUUGAUGCAGCCCAAGAUCCCCUUGGCUUUCUGGGCUGUGAGAGCACAUUACUGCUGGCUCAUGUUGAGUUUUUCAUCAACCAGCACCCCCCGUCCUUCUCUGCAGGGCUCCUCUCAGUCACUUCUCUGCCCGACCUGUCUGUGAGCCUGGGAUUGCCCUGACCCAGGUGUAGGACAAUACCUUCUUCAACUCGAGGAGCUGUCACCUCUCAGGGCUGUCCGGUCCUUCUGGAUGGCAUCCCUUCCCUCCAGCAUAUUGGCCGCACCUCACAGCUUGGUGCUGUGGGCAAACUCACUGAGGAUGUGCUCAUUCCCAAUGUCCCUGUCACCAAGAAAGAUGCUGAACAUUCUCAGUGCUACCGUAAAGCCCAGUUGUACAAUUUCUGAUCAUUCAUUCUCAUUAAUUGAGAAUGACAUUUUUUUAAUUAUUUGUUUUAGAGCUCGGUGUCUUAAGCUUAAAUGUGAAUGUAAGGAUGGUAAAUAAGACCCAUUUGUGAACAGCAAAUUGCUGACUGUGAUCGUACUUUUUUGUUACUGCAACUUUUUUUGACUGACAAAACAAGUCUGCAAUCUUUAAGUUUUGCUAAAAUAGGUAAGUACUGUUCCUAGCUAUCAGCAGCAACUAUGACUGAAAUUAUCUGAGCUGAUUUUAUUUCAAGGGGUGGGAAGUUCUUAGUUUCCACUAAGAUGCGAUAAUACAGCUGCAGGCAAGUUAACAAUCCUUUCCAUUCUGAACCUGUACCAGUUUAGGCAUAGAAAAAUUAAUCUAUCAUAAAAAUAAAUGGAUGUGUCCAAGUCAGUAUAAAUAACACAUCUGGAUUUGAUUUUUACUGCAGACCAGGAAUGGUAGAACUGUGGAUAGCUGAAGGAUGAGGUGGUGUAAGAAUUAUGCAGUUUCUCUACAGUGGGUUAUUUUUUAAGAAAACAUAUUGCAACUUUAUUAUCUGAGGAGCAUAAGCUGUUAAAGAAAUGGAAGUUUUUAAAAUUUAAGCCCAUUUUUGGAAGGAACUUGGUCCCAGGCUUUGCUCCUGCCUCAGACUUUAGACAUGUUAUCUGCUAGGGCUAAUAUACAUUUGAACAUGUAACAGUUGGGUUUAUCUUGCAUGGCACAUUAAGACUAGAAUUUCCCUGUGUACAAUAAAGAAAAGGUACAUUUCAUGGGUCUCUCUUAUAUGUGAAGACAUGUAUAUAGAAUGUAUUUCAAUUUUGUUUGGCUUGUGUAUUCUCCCAGAAUGUAUGUUCUUACCUCAGCAUGUAUUGUAGUUGCUCAGUAUUUGUAUAUGUUGCUAGGACUUAGACUGUAUAAAUAGUGAGGGGGGUUUAUAUGUUAAAAAGUAUUUUAAAUAAAUUGUACAUAUAUAUUA
Passer domesticus (house sparrow) is the source of this 5831-nucleotide messenger RNA. It is a transcript of the gene DCBLD2, whose product is annotated as discoidin, CUB and LCCL domain containing 2. The transcript has 15 exons. Gene Ontology annotation, cellular component: plasma membrane. Lineage: Eukaryota; Metazoa; Chordata; Aves; Passeriformes; Passeridae. Gene Ontology annotation, molecular function: signaling receptor activity. Gene Ontology annotation, biological process: wound healing. The coding region runs from base 50 to 2212 and encodes 720 amino acids. The record is from RefSeq and is a predicted model, not a curated record.